Labrus mixtus (cuckoo wrasse) is the source of this 3963-nucleotide messenger RNA. RefSeq names its product spondin 2a, extracellular matrix protein (gene spon2a). The record is from RefSeq and is a predicted model, not a curated record. The transcript has 6 exons. Gene Ontology annotation, cellular component: extracellular matrix. Lineage: Eukaryota; Metazoa; Chordata; Actinopteri; Labriformes; Labridae. Bases 1628 to 2629 code for a protein of 333 amino acids. Gene Ontology annotation, biological process: cell adhesion.
CACACACACACACACACACACACACACCUGUGUAUUUGAUAGGGUGUCAAUGACGCUAAACAUUAAUCUGAGUCAACCUGGACGCAGAGCUCACUGUCAUUAAUCAGUGGCAGCAGGGAAGUCUGGGUUUUUCCCGUAACCUACUUUAAAGUGCAGAGACAGACAGCAGAUAGAUAGGUAGAUGAUUUAGUUGCAAUUUUUUUUAGAAAGAAAUUGCGUCGAAUUAAGGCGAGACACAGAUGUGUGUUGUUGUCUAUUUCAAUGUUUUUGAGUGAAAGACUGAUUGUUACCUGAUCCACAUUUAACCCCACUCCCCCUCUCCUACUUCUGUCCGCCCCUCUUCGUCUCCCCCCAUUCCUGGAAGGCAGACAGACCAGCCAAACAGUGACGUGGCCGAGCUGUUUUAAAGGGUCUGCAGUCACACACUAGCAGAGUCGUCUUUAGGGUCUGGCUGCUGGUUGCCAGGUCAGGGUGAUAGUAGUAGUAUAGCAGAUAUAAGGGCAGUAGUUGUGACUUAACCGUAUUAGAUCACAGCCAUGAUCAAAGUGCAUCUGUGUGUGUGUGUGUGUGUGUGUGUGUUUGCGUGACAACUUUUAAUGAUAUAUAGGCUUUCUGCCUUGUUUUGUCCAAUGACUAACAAUCAGGAAAAUAACAAAAGUUCUCAUUGCUUUUGCCCUCUCUCUCUCUCUCGAAAACAUACACAUACACACAAAAGUACACAGCCUGGUUGAGUUUGAGCUUUGACAUGUUGAUAAGUGAGUGGUGGCCGGUAACACAAACCUCCCUGGUAGUCCAUGUGUGUACCAGCUGUGGGAACUGGUGACCACACGUCUCGGACACACACGCACACACGCUCACACAAACAUGCACACUCUGACCUGAGUCAAAAAAAUAAAGGGGGGUCCUCGGCUCAGAUCACAACUGGAACUGCCACAAGACAGAAGAACUAUUUGAAAAGGGAACAAAGACGACAACUACUGAACACCCUUUGAUUUUCUGCAAAGUCCAAUCAGUAAAUUAAGUGCAGAAACAGACACGCACACAAAAAACUGUUUCUCUGUCCAGACUCUGCUCUGUCUGUACUCCAGGUUGCAUGUCUGCGCCUAAGCCCGUCUGUUUCUCUGCCAUUAUUCACCAACAUACGCCGCUCAAGUCUGAUAGUGCGUACUGAAAAACGGAUAAGAAAAUACACAAUGCUGAGUGGUUACGAGAGGCCAAUGUGGUGUUGAUUACCUCGUCAGCAAUGAAGCUGCUGAUCUCAUACAGCCACUGAAAGAGAGAAGGAAAGGAGAAAGAGAGGGAUAGAGUCUGUUAACUGCCUUUCCAUACAAGGAGAGGUAGGGGGAGAAAAGGGGAGGAGGGGGAGGAGAAAGCGAGAGGCAGCGAGAAGGAGGGUAACGUGAGGAGAUACAAUGAGAGAGAGAACAGAGGAGGAGGAGAGAAAUUUGGAAAGCGAGAUAAAGACAGAGGAUAGAGGGAUACAGGCUGAUAGGGCUGUAGCAGACAGUGACUUAGGGGAGAGUAAGACGAGCAAGAGGAGGUGAGUGAGCGGAGCUGUAUCCUCUCUGAGGUUCCAACUGUGUGAUCCUGCUGCAGCUUCUCUCUGUCACUGACUGAUCCAACACAGAUGAUGUCAUCAGAGCACCUGACCUGCAGUUGGCUGCAGCAGCUACUCGUUGUACUCCUGAAGCUUUGCAUAACUUUUGCUGGGCCUCUGCGACCGCUCAAUGGGACAGAAUGCACAGCCAAGGGUCCUGCUUCCUACAUCCUGGUCUUUACGGGUCACUGGAGCCCACAGUCCUUUCCCAAGCAGUAUCCACUCUUCCGGCCCCCUGCACAGUGGUCCAAACUCAUAGCGGUUAGCCACAAUCGCCAUUUUCGACUGUGGGAGGAGGGUGCUCCAGCCAGUGCAGGGGUGCAGAACUUCUCUGAACUCGGGGUGACGGUAGAGCUCAUGAAGGCAGCCAAGGAGGCCAGGAAGAGACGUGUGGUUGGAGCCAUGUACAGAACGGCCGGCAUCCCAAACGGCAUCGGGCACAGCUCCACGGAGUUGCUCAUACAGCCGCGGAACUCAGUGCUGUCCCUUAUGGUGAAAAUGAUCCCCAGCCCCGACUGGUUUGUCGGUGUGGACAGUUUAAACCUUUGCGAGGGCAGCCACUGGAAACAGGAAGUGAGCGUUGACCUUCACCCUUAUGAUGCAGGAACUGAUAGUGGAUUCACUUUCUCUUCUCCAAACUUUCCAACGAGUCCUCCAGAAAACAUCACAAAGAUCACGUCUCAGAUGCCGAACCAUCCAGCCAACUCCUUCUACUAUCCACGCUUAAAGGAGCUUCCACCUAUUGCCAGCGUUAGGAUCACUCAACAGAGCAGAUCACCUGACCGGCAAACCCCAAUGUCCAAUCAUAUUUUACCAAACUCUAUUAGUCCACAGCGCUUCUCAGUGACACCUCUGGACUGCGAAGUGUCUCUCUGGUCAUCCUGGGGUUUAUGUCUGGGUCCUUGCUCCAGAGGUGGUGUUCGCCACCGUACACGUUACAUCCUCUUGCGGCCGGCCAAUGCUGGUGUCCCCUGCCCUGAGCUGGAGGAACAGGCUGAAUGUGUACCACACAGUUGUAUGAAACUUCAGUAACCUGCAAGGGCGCACAGAUACUGCCAGUAUUCAACACUGGGACUCCUCAUGUUAUUACUGCUGGACUACGAAAUGUUGCUGCAGCUUAAGUAUUUCCUUGAAAAUGCAAAGGAUCAUGUGUUUGUUACAGUCAAUUUGUGAUCAUUUAAAGACAUGCUGCAUUGCCCCUUCUGUGCAGCCACUUAGUUUUACUGAGUGCACUAGUUUAGGGUGUAUUCUAACCACAGUUUUCCAUUAGAAUUACAAGUGUUGGACAGACAUUAGAUUCAGACUUAUGAGGCCCUACGAAAUGGACUUGUUUCUUCUUCUCAAAUAACAGUCAACAUUAAUAUAAAUGAUGGUUGCCUCUAGCAGACAGAAAAAAAGAGAAAGAUUUCGGGUCUAUUUUCAUGUGAAAACAGCAAAUAACAGCAUCGCAGUGCUAGUGAAGAAUGUAACACUGGUGAAAGGUAGCUAGUUGAUGACAAUGAUCUGUGUUUUCCCAGCACAUGUUUUAAGUUUGUACUUUUAAUAAAGAUAAAGGCAUGAUAAUUAAAACAGGUAAACGCACAAAAGGGAGCAGUUUCAUGUUAAAAAUCAGGGUAACUCCACAACUAGAAGGACCUGAGCUGCUGCUAUUGGCUAAGCUUGUUUCUAGGUUCACACUUGAUCAAAGGGGAAGUGUAUUGGGGGAAAAUGACAUCUAAACAGCUCUAAUUAAAACAGCAAUGAAUUGAACUUUUAUUCUGAAUGUAGCAGUAUCUAAUGUUUGAAAUAACAUUUCAAAGGUGUAAUAUAAAAUGGAUUUGCAUUAGCAGAAUAAAAACAUUGAGAUGAAGCUGCGUGACACAUUUUCCCCACAACGAAAUGAUGAGACUUGUUAUGGUUUGUUCAUUUCGUCAUUAACAUAUGCAUUCAAUCUGUAUCCUGAUGGUGGCCCACCACAGUCACAAGUAUUCAUCACACACUCUUACGUGUAUGCACACAUGUGAUCACAGAAAUCUGCGCACAAAGGUCCUUGCACAUACUGCAUACUGUUAAAGGCAUUGUGGCAUUAGUUUACAUUGGUAGCCUACACAUGCUUGGUACAUUCAUUUCUUUCAAAAUAGCCUCCCACCCCUUUUAUAAAUAUCACCUUCACAAGAAACACUUGAUAGCUGACUUGAGGUUUAGAGAAGGUCUAAAGAAGCAGGCCUACCUAAUAAUAAAAAACAUUUUUUUUAUAGAAAGAAAAAAAUAUAUAUAUUUGUAUUAUUAUCUCUUUUGAUAUUUUAAUGUUGAUCUUUUGUAUAUACUGAUAUGAUGUAUCUUGUAAAACUCCUGAAUAAAUAUGGAGGUGUGUUUUUCAAAUAGAG